GCGAGUGAACAAGGUUUCACCGCGACGCAUAAACGCGGCCACCUUAGUCGCGUCGUUGCACGCUUCAUCGCACGGUUACGAUUAUUUUCUCUUCAUGUACCGUUCGUAUCUUAUGUUAUAGCGUAUUUUCCAAACACCACGAGGUUUAACGUGAACGAGAAGAAGAUGAUCGUGAUACGUUGUCAUUUCUCAUAGAAUUCUUCUACGUAACAUCAUCGUACUAUUGUCAUUCCUAACUGUCAAACCGCGAAAGUAUUCUAUACCGUUCUUUUCCGUAAAUGUGUGUUUUAAAAAAUAAUAAUAAUGAAAUAAAAGAUAAUUCUUUCUUUUUUUUUAUCGUCACUCUACGACAACAACGACAAUUGUGAAAGGAAAAUUUCUGAACAAUAUCAUCAGUUGUUAUUUAAAGUAACAUAAAAUAUGUCGAGAGAAAAUUCAAAGAUAAUUUCAGAUGGAUCUACGAUUUAUCAACCAGUAGCAUACGUUAUCAUUCAUUUUUGUAUACGUUGAAAAGUGUGAUAUGAGGAAGGUAAAGAAACGUAAUAAUAAUAAUAAUCACGAAAGAAGAAAUCGAGAAUCAAUCGAUCAAAUAAUUGAAAUAUCCUACGGGGCACCCCGUUCGCGAGUAUUAUCGUAAAGUAUGAUUGAGAUCGAUGAAACGAGGACAUGAGUUUGACAAGAAGCUCCAAAAGGGAUUCCAUUCGUCGGAAAGAAAAGGUGACGGAGAAAAUUCUUUAUCCCACGGUAGAUAGUUUGGCCUUGAAAAGAGCGAGAUUACCAUUACGUCUUCACGAUGGUGGUACGGACAUUGAAACGUUUGAAGAAAUGAAAAAGGAUACGGGAAUCAUACAGCGGGAAAACAAACGAAUUAAUUUGAUGGCUAAAUCGAAGAACAGUCCACUACGAAAAGGUCGUACGAAAAUUGAAAAAAUGUUAGAAAAGCAAAAGGAGAAAUCCGAUAAUGCUGAAUUGGUUGAAAUUAAUAGCAUUUUAACUGACAAGGAGAAAAACAAGGAUUAUUAUUAUCGUAUAUCGUUAAAAGAGGAGAACAAAAAUGACAAAAUAAUCGACUCGGAAAAAGAAAAUCUAGUCGAAUUAAAUACUCUAAAGGAAUCCAACGAGAAAUCAUCUAACGUACUCAUAGAAAGGCGUUGUUCAAAUUCUUCGGAGGAUUACGAAAAAGUCGAUUUUAAAAGUCAAUGUUACAAGGAAGUCUCGACGAAACGUGACUGCGAUGUCAACGGGAGCUUUCACCGUAAUAAUAAAAGCAUCGAGGAAAGAUCUGAAAUGAUUUACGGUUGCGCCGAAUCUAUAUCGUUUUCCAGCGAGGACGAUGAGAAAAAUAGUUUGCGAAAUAAUAAAACUAAAAAGAAAAAGAAGAAGAAGAGACAUUUCGCAAGAAACGUGUUGCAUUACGUGCCCGGAUAUCCGGGUAAAAAACGUCAGAAACAACAAACGAAAAAGAAGAAAAAAAAGCAUUAUCGUUUUACCACGUAUUUAGAUUCGCAAGGAAGAUCUUUGAAAGAGGAAGAUGAAAUGUCGAGCAUCGAAGAAAAUCUUGAUUCCUUUUCCCGAUCUAAGAGUCUUUCGAAAUGCGAAUUGAAGUACAUCAUGAUUUCCGAGCCAUCGAAUUUCGUUCACGUUGCUUCGGCUACAAAUCCACGUUUAAUGUUCAACGAAAAUAUCGUCGGUUAUAAAUCAGAACAAACUGUCAUAACUCACGAAGAAAAAUCCGCCAAUUUGCCUUUACUUUUACGUGGAAAAGAAAUUAGUAAUAAUCAUAAUCGACUUACGACCGAAAAAGAAACGCCUAUGGAAAGUAUGGAAAAUAAAAAUGUAGGUAGGACAUCCUACGUGGAAAUAAAAGGAACAUCUCUAAACGGAAUAGAGGAACCUAAAGCGAAACUCGUGGAUCCUUGCCAAUCGGUGAAAACCGAAACGGCAGAUGACGAGACGAGAAUUUCUUACGAGCCAAUAUUACGCACCAAUGUUAGUUUCCUUUGGAGUGAUCGAACCAGAAGUUACUUGGACAAGAACGAGCAAGCCAGACUUUCUUUUUCGCUUGUAAAAAAAAAGGACGAAGAAACUUACGACGAUGUGGGACCGGCACCGUUGCCCGAACUUUUUCCAUUGGUUUCCUUUUCACAGGAAGAAGAUUACGACGAUGUCGGACCACCGGAAAGAAAUACCCUCCUAAUCGAUGAAAAAUCAAACGAUGAAAAAUCAAACGAUGAAAUAUUGGACGAUACGUACGACGAUGUUUUGGCGCCAUUGUUAAACGCGACCGAGGAUGAAUUUGAAACUUUAUUCGAGGAAAAUGAAGGAAAGAAAGAAUGUUUGAUAAACAAUGAUUAUUCGAGCGUAGAAGAUGGCAACGAUGAACGGGACAUUUACGAUGACGUUGGAUGUCCUAUUGGGGAGGAACGCGUGAACAGUCUCUAUGGGGGAUCCAUGGUUGCUUCUCUGCUUGGAUCGGUCCUGGCAAACAGCAAGGAAUCUGAAUGGGAAGACGUUGACGAUUUUACGAAUGCAUUACCUUGCCAACAUGAUUGCACAUGCGGUUCUCGGUGUCGAAAGAAUCGUUUCAUGUUUUUCAGUGAAAAUAAUGGGGAAUCGCAGUGUAAUACAUGGAGUCAAAAGAAACCUGUUGUACGAGGUUCCAGCAAAAAAUGGAAAAGACGACGUUCGAGAAGAUCUAGGAAAAAUUCGGCAUGCUCCACCUCCUCAUUUUCCUCCAAUUUAAUUCGCCAUGAUUCUUCUAACGUUCACGUGGCCAUCACCGGUUCCGCACUGUUACUGGUCAAUCAUUCGGAUAAAAAGGAAGGAGAAUGGAAAUCAUCGGGAAAUGUGGAAUCGGAUGGCGAGUCUGUUCGUUCGAAAAGCCAAGGCCUCGUCCAAAUGAGACUCGUGGAUCUUGACGAGGACACGGAUGUGCAGGAGGCAUCGUGUUACGUUCACGAAGAAAGCGCCUCGGAAGAUAGUACAUACGAGAGUCUUCGUUUUUCCCAACCGGAUGAUUUCAAUACAGAUUCGGAAGACGAAGCUGCAAGCGGCCUUGAAAACAGGCCCGAUUGUAAUACCGAUGAUCGAUGUGAAAAUAUUCAUGUUAAUAAUAAUCUGGAGGCACCUGCGAAACCGAUACCACCGCCUCCAAGAGAAUCUAGUCUGACUGAAACUUUGGGUAGAAGAAUUAAAAUGUUGCGAAGAACGUGGAGCAUCACCAAGGGUAGUCUUGGUAGAAUUCGAAGAAGAACGUUCGUCGAGGAAGAUCAAACUUGCGAAGAAAACAAGGAUCUUACAAAUGAACACCAUCACCAUCAUCAUCAUCAUCAUAAUCAACAGCCACAACUACAAGACAAUGGAAAAUAUUUUAGUUUUAGAAAACAUUUCAGAAAAAAUCUUUCAAGUUUUUCAACGUUUUAUCUGAACGAUAGUAAUGGUAAUUGUACGCCAAGAAAUAAUAAUAAUAAUAAUAAUAAUGGUACCAGUAAAGAAGCCAUUUAUGGAAAUACCAAUUGGUAUACGAAAAAUAACGAUUACGAAUCUUCCUCGCAAUUUUAUAAAACAGACGUCGAUCACUAUAGCGUGUUGGCGGAUCAAGAACCUUUGUAUCAAUUUUAUGCAGCUGCUGUUAACAGUGUGGCCUUCCAAUCGGAUUCUGACGGAUACGAGCAAGUAGAAGAUUUUAAUCCUCCUCCACUUGCUACGGAUUUUGUAAAACUAGGACACCGAACAUUAUGGUGCCAAACCCCACAAGUUGUACGCAGUGGACUCUUACAGAGACUAACACCAGAAGAAAAAAGAAUACAAGAAGCCAAAUUUGAAAUCCUUACAUCGGAAGCUUCCUAUUUAAAUUCUCUUCGAGUCCUUGACAAUGAAUUUCUUCGUAAUCACGAAUUGACACAUGAAAUUUUAACGCCUUCUGAGAAAGAUAAAUUAUUUGGUGGAGUACCUGGUGUUAUUAAAGCGUCUGAAAAAUUAUUGGCGGAUCUGGAAACAAUAUGGAAAGAAGAUCUUACAUUACAUAAUUUACCUGAUAUUUUACUUAAACAUUCGGAAAAAUAUUUAGAUAUAUUCGUUGGAUAUUGUUCUAAUCAAAUUAAAAUAGAUAUGACGUUAAGGGAAUUAAGAGCAAAGAAAGGGUCGAAAUUUGUAGAGGCUGUCACGCAAAUAGAAUCCCGUCCUGAAUGUCAAAGCUUGCCACUAAAUUCAUUCCUUAUGUUACCAAUGCAACGAAUUACAAGACUGCCAUUAUUAGCCGAUGCAGUACUUUCUAAAUUAUCUAUAGAAAAUACAGACAGAUCAUCGUGGGAGAAAGUUUUAUCAACAUUUACCUAUGUUGUGUCCGAAUGUAACGAGGGUGCACGUGCUGCAGCUCAAGAAGCUGAAAUGGAAAUGAUAACAAGGAAAUUAGAAUAUUCGCCUAAAAUAAAAUCUAUUGAUUUAAAAAAUCGACAUUUAAUUAAAAAAGGAUCUGUCAUACAAUUAACUAUGAAGGCAGAUAUGGAAUACAAACUUACAUUCGGAAAAAAAUUUAACAAAACACCGGUGUACCUUUUCCUACUAACGGAUUACCUUCUAGUCACAAAGAUUAAACACAAUACUCACGAUGAAGCUUACACUGUCAUAGAUGUUUGCAAAAGAAAUCUUCUUGCUUCUGAAUCAGUCUCUGAAGAUUCACCCUUUGCUGGUCGUAAUGCGAUGAUGUUAACACUAUUAGAAAAUCAUUGUGGUAAGCAAGCAGAAUAUAUUUUAACCUGUGAAAGCAAUACAGAAAGAGAAAGGUGGCUAGAAGCUAUUUCACCACCAAAAAGGGAAAUAGUUGGGGAAACGCUUUACGAAUCCUGGGAUUGUCCUCAAGUAAUGGCUCUAUAUUCUUACUCGCCAAACCAACCCGAUGAGCUUUCAUUGCAACCAGGUAAGCGACAAAAAUAUUUCCUUAAAAAAAACUUGUAUUUUAUUAAUUAUAUGUACUUGUCAGGUGACGUUAUAAAUGUACUAAGAAAAAUGACAGAUGGUUGGUAUCAUGGUGAAAAGCUAUUGAAUGGCGAACAGGGUUGGUUUCCUGCAAAUUAUACAAAAGAAGUUGCCUCUGAACAUGUACGUGCGAGAAAUUUGAAACAAAGGCAUCGUCUCUUAGCCCUUAUGGGUAGUGUUUUACAAAGAAGAGCGAAACAAAACUUAGCCAUGUAUUGAAGUAAUCGUCCGCGAAAGUAACAUAACAAAAAUUAUUUUUGCA
Polistes canadensis is the source of this 5239-nucleotide messenger RNA. RefSeq lists its product as uncharacterized. Gene Ontology annotation, biological process: activation of GTPase activity. The transcript has 14 exons. Bases 667 to 5196 code for a protein of 1509 amino acids. Gene Ontology annotation, molecular function: protein binding; guanyl-nucleotide exchange factor activity. The record is from RefSeq and is a predicted model, not a curated record. Lineage: Eukaryota; Metazoa; Arthropoda; Insecta; Hymenoptera; Vespidae.